Molecule: messenger RNA, 1663 nt
Organism: Myxocyprinus asiaticus (Chinese sucker)
Lineage: Eukaryota; Metazoa; Chordata; Actinopteri; Cypriniformes; Catostomidae
Exons: 2
Coding region: 342-1016 (224 amino acids)
Molecular function (GO): catalytic activity
Source: RefSeq, a predicted model, not a curated record
GCAACCCACACAACCUAUGGCCACUUUGCACUUCAGCACCUGCUCUGCUCUCUUUCUCAGUGGGACUCUGGAACUGCCAGUCAGCUGUGAACAAAGCUUACUUCAUUCCAGCCUUUGUCACACAGUCCACCCUCAGCAUCCUGGCACUGACAGAAACAUGGAUACAUCCAGAGGAUACAGCAUCACCUUCUGCUCUCUCCAAAAACUUCUCCUUCUCUCACACCCCUCGACACACUGGUAGGGGUGGGGGAACAGGUUUGCUCAUUCAUAACAACUGGACUUUUUCACCACACUCUUCUCUAUGUAACAAUACUACUUUUGAAUUCCAUGCUAUUACUACAAUGCAACCCACAAAAAUACAUUUUGUUGUCAUUUAUCGCCCUCCAGGUCAGCUGGCAAACUUUCUCGAGGAGCUGGAUGUCCUGCUGUCCUCCUUCCCGGAGGAUGGUAAGCCACUUGUGGUUCUUGGUGAUUUCAACAUACACCAAGACAAGCCCCAGGCCACUGAACUGAAUGAUCUUCUGGCCUCAUUUGACUUGGAAAGUCUAAGCACCACAGCAACUCACAGAUUGGGCAACCAGCUGGACCUCGUUUUUACACAAAACUGUACCAACUCAAAUAUUCUUGUUACUCCUUUACAUGUCUCUGAUCACUAUUUUGUUCAAUUCAACAUGACUCUCCCAUCUACAUUAAAACAGACUCCUCCUUUGGUUUCCUUUUGCCGUAACAUCCGUUCUCUUUCACCCUCUCGCCUUUCCACUGCUGUCUCUACCACUCUUCCCACACAAAAUGUAUUUUCCACCCUUGAUGUAAACACUGCCACAGACACACAAAGCUCUACUUUAACAACCUGUCUAGACAACAUCUGUCCUCUCUCCUCAAGGCCAGCAUGUACUACACCACCCAGCCCCUGGCUCUCUGACAUCCUUUGUGAACAUCGGACUGACCUCAGGGAAGCUGAGAGGAGAUGGCUGAAAUCUAAAGAUCCAGAAGAUCUAGAACAAGCAGCUGGAUGACAAUCAAUCAGGCUUCAAAAGUGGACACUCCACCGAGUCUGCCCUGCUGUCUGUCACUGAGUCGCUGAGACAGGCGAAAGAUGAAUCCAGAUCAUCCAUCCUGAUUUUACUGGACCUUUCUGCAGCCUUCGACACAGUCAACCAUCAGAUCUUACUCUCCACCCUCUCUUCGCUGGGCAUCACAGGAACUGUGCUUGACUGUUUAAUUCCUAUCUCUCAGGUAGUUCCUUCAAGGUAGCCUGGAGAGGUGAGGUGUCCAAGUCACAUCAGCUACUUACUGGGGUACCUCAGGGAUCAGUGCUUGGGCCACUUCUCUUCUCUAUAUACACAACAACACUGGGACCCAUCAUUCAGGCACAUUGUUUCUCUUACCACUGCUACACUGAUGACACGCAACUCUACUUGUCUUUCCAGCCCAACGAAACCACAGUGACUGCUCGAAUCUCUGCCUGCCUGGCAGACAUCUCGGCCUGGUUGAAGGAACACCACCUGCAACUUAACCCAGCCAAGAAUGAACACUUUAAUCUGUUUUGAAUGCUAUUCUGAUGCUAGUGAAACUUUGUAAUAUGGCACUUUUCGUACCACUGUCUCCUUAAGAUGAUUCGCUUAAGUGUUCCUCUUUUGUAAGUCGCUUUGGAUAAAAGCAU